UAUGAUGCCGGAAGAACUCGACCUAAAUUAUAUCGCUCGUGCCGUCUUUCUGGGAUUGUUCCUGUAUUAAUAACAACAACAACAACAACAAAAAUAAUUAAUAUUAUUAUGAAUAAGGUCUUCUGUGAUUUGUGUCGUUCGACUCCGAUGAUCAUUUAAAUCGGCUACAAAGAGCAAGAGCCCUGUUUGCAGGUUUAAAAUUAAGCUGAGGAAUAAACCAGGUGUUUCUUUCUCUCCCCUGUGAUUGACCUGUCUGAGUCAUGUGGGAGGUGGAGAUCAGAGGCAUGGCAUCAGCUCAUGCCCUCCUUGCCGGCUCUGUGUUGGUGGGAAGCCUGAUGCCUGCUCUCACUGUGGAGAACUUCUCAGUGUACGGGACACACUUGGUGUGGCUCUAUUCUGUUUCGGCUUGUAUUGCUGUAGUCAACAUUGCUGUGUUUUGGCUUCUUGGUAUCAGUCCACCAACAAAGAAAAACACACUAAGUUAUAAGUUGUCUCGACUGAUUAGAUCCUGUCUGUAUUUUCUACUGUCUUGCCUCUUCUUCCACACUGUGGUUGUUCUGUAUGGGGCACCUCUGUUGGAGUCAGCUCUGGAGACGUUUUCUCUGGCUGUACUUCUCUCCACUCUCACUACACUGAGGUGUCUGUGUAUGCUCGGUCCAAAUGUACAGGCGUGGAUCCGGGUUUUCAGUAGAGAUGGGGCAAUGUCCGUGUGGGACACCUCACUUCAGAUUACUACUGGCUGCAGCGUAGUUGGAGCCUGGCUUGGAGCUUUCCCCAUUCCUCUUGACUGGGACAGACCCUGGCAGGUGUGGCCAAUUUCCUGUUCCCUUGGGGCGACAGGAGGAUUUCUGACAGGACUUCUAGCUGCUCCGAUCUGGAUCCGUUGGCAUCGCAAGCAGCUCACCUACAAACUCAAAUGAGGGACAGGCAUUUAUAGGCACAGGCCACACUCUGCACGAGUGUCCACCAAGGGCUGUGUUGUAAAUCAUCACCCUACAAGUUCCUCAUGCUUGCACCAGCUCUUUUAAAGGUCCUGUGAGGUCAAAUGCAGCAACAGAAAAUAUAUUUUAAAUUAUUUGUUCCUUCAAAUGUUGCAGUGGCUUUAUACAUGUAUACUCGAUCAUUCCGGUCUCAUCUUUCCUGGAAAAACCCCAGACUGGAAAGAGAAAUGCUCUGUAAAAUGCAUUCAUUUUGCAACCCCAUGUUGCCAGAUGCAGGUUCCCUUUUUUUUUUUGAGAAAUAAAGUCUUGCUUCUGUAAA
Messenger RNA from Ictalurus punctatus (channel catfish), 1260 nucleotides. It is a transcript of the gene pigf, whose product is annotated as phosphatidylinositol glycan anchor biosynthesis, class F. Gene Ontology annotation, cellular component: endoplasmic reticulum membrane. NCBI's taxonomy places the organism in Eukaryota, Metazoa, Chordata, Actinopteri, Siluriformes, Ictaluridae. The record is from RefSeq and is marked provisional. Gene Ontology annotation, biological process: GPI anchor biosynthetic process.